Nilaparvata lugens (brown planthopper) is the source of this 1026-nucleotide messenger RNA. RefSeq lists its product as uncharacterized. The record is from RefSeq and is a predicted model, not a curated record. The transcript has 2 exons. NCBI's taxonomy places the organism in Eukaryota, Metazoa, Arthropoda, Insecta, Hemiptera, Delphacidae. The coding region runs from base 1 to 1026 and encodes 341 amino acids.
AUGGCAAACCCCGCCACGGAACUGGAUGGGUCUACCACAUUGUUUACACCGGCAGAUCCUGUCUCACCCGAAGCUUCUCCAAAACCGGCAACCAGCGCGACUUCAGUUGACUUUGAGCGCGGCAUUCGAGAGCGUUUGUCAUCGACUCAGCUAGAGGAAAGUCAGCCAAUACUUAAUUCGGUGCAAUCAUCACCAAUCGCCAACGUCGAUCGGCGCGAGGUAGAUCGUCAAACGUCUUCCAAUGAUGUCGUUGCUGCUGAGUUGGAGACCAAACAGCCGCAGAGGCUGCCAUAUCUACCACCUGGGACAAUCGAAACCAUACUUGAAGUUUUCAAGACCACUGCUGCUGGAAUAGAAAAGAAAUUAGAAGAAACCGGCAAUAGAUUGGACAAGAAAAUAGAAGAAACAAGUAAUAGUUUGGACAAGAAAAUAGAAGAAACCAGUAAUAGAUUGGACAAGAAAGUGGAAGAAAUGACCGCAAACUUUUUGCAACUCAAAAGUAACGUUGAGGAUUUACAUCGAAAAAUGGAUGAAAAACAAAUUGAAGCUAAGAAUUAUACAAAUGAACAAAUACAAACGGUGAGAAGUGAAUUUGGUGAAAGAAUUCUAAACCAACACCGGGAAAAUACUGAAGCAAAUGGUGAAUUGGAGAGCAAGAUUACCCAGGCCAAUGCUAAGCUAGCUCAGAAUGAUGUGAGGUUAGGUGAAUUGGAGGCUCAGCAAACAAAUCACACGGCCCAAAUAAACCAGCUGAGAGCAGAUGUCACACAGAAUUCAGCUGAAACUUUAAAUCCCGAAGUGUUAAGCGUCCAGAGGCUCUUGCGAAUCCACAAUAUGUACAAUGCCCUCCUACCUGCCGGACUGCGAAACAGCCGGAGAACCGGCGAAGUAGAGAAUGAGUGCCUCCGUCUGAUUUUCUCGCCGGAUCCGGUUUUCGCCGGCCGGCUGAAGUGUGUCCUUCUCCAUGACUUCCUGUGCAUUUUGAACUUCACACGGAAAAAAACCGUUCGUGUGUCUCCGGCCUAA